AUGAACAGUCCGACGCCUUGCACGAUCUGGUUAGCCCACAGACUAUUCUUUGGUAUAAAAAAACCUGAGCAAAUGGAAGUAAUUCUGAAUAGCCAGAAAUGCUUGGCGAAGGACGAUUUGUACAGGUUUUCCAAGCCGUUGGGAGGGAAUGGACUCUUCAGUUUAGAUGUAAAGAUGUGGAAAGUUCAUCGCAAAUUGAUUGCGCCCAGCUUCAAUCAAAGGCUUCUCGAUCAAUUCGUCGAUAUCUUCGUCGAGCAGUCCAACAUUCUCACCAACAAAAUUUUCUCCAAAAAGGUGGGUAAAUUCUUCAACGUCGAUGAAUACAUAACAGCAGCUGCAUUGGAAAUGGUCACUCAAACUGCAAUGGGUAUAAAAACUAAUAAUCAAGAAAGCAAUUGCGAACUCGCCGAACAAUUGAACAGAGGUUUAGAUAUUAUGUUCAUGAGGAUGUUCAACGUUCUUCUACAUUCGGACUUUCUGUUCCAUUUAACCAGUUUUGCAAAAGAAGAAAGAAUUAUAAUAAAUUCGUUCCAAGGCUUUAUUAGAAAGGUUAUCGCUGAUAAGAGAGCAGCUUUCAAGAAGAAAGAACAAGAAAUGAAAGAGUGCGUUGAAGCUCAAAUUGAUGAAGUCAAAGAGCGUAAAGUAUUUUUGGAUCAUCUCAUGGAAUUAUCUCAGAAUCAGCAGUUUACGGAUCAAGAAAUUAUUGAAGAAGUGCAAACAUUUAUGAUUGCUGGAUCAGACACUUCGGCUACAGUCGUUUCCUUCGUUUUAAUAUGUUUGGGAAUGUUUCCUGAAUACCAGCAAUUGGUUUAUGAAGAAAUCCUUGAAGUUGUUGGAUUAGAUCGAGACAUCGAGUGCACGGAUAUAGCGAAAUUUAAGUACUUGGAGAAAUUUAUAAAGGAAACGAUGCGGUUGUUCCCAAUUGGACCAAACAUAGUUCGAAAAAUAACGGAGGACCUUGAACUUGAUGGUCAUAUUCUACCAAAAGACAGUGGAUUGGUUCUGGCCAUUUUCAGCAUCCACAGGAACGAUAAAUACUAUCCCAAUCAUAUGAAAUUCGACCCGGAGAGGUUCUCUCCCGAAGAAACUGCUAAAAGACACCCAUAUGCUUUUCUUCCAUUUUCCGCUGGUCCCAGAAACUGCGUUGGUAUCAAAUUUGGUAUGUCCGUUGUGAAGACAAUAGUUGCUACGGUUACCAGAAAAUACUUCAUAGAAACGACCUUCAAGACAAUCGAAGACGUGCGAGUUAAGCAAUCAUUGAUCAUCAAGAGUUGCCUCGGAUAUCCAAUAAAAUUGACCGAACUGUACUCGAUAGUGAAAGUACGUUCGGUCUUUCUGGACUUGGGUUUCAUGAACACUUUGCUGAUUGGAUUCGGAGUUCUUUUGGUGAUUUGGUACUUCCGGUGGCGUCAGAGCAGGAAACAUCUGUACGAAGCAGCCGCGAAGGUACCGGUUUCAGGAUGCGUGACUGAACUUCCUUUUCUCGGCCACAGCCUUUACUUCAUCGGUGACACAGAACAGAUUUUGAAGAAUGUUAAUCAUAUAUCGUCGAACAGUACGACUCCUUGCACGAUCUGGUUGGCGCACAGGUUGUUCUUUCCUCUAUCAAAACCGGAACAAAUGGAGGUAGUUUUGAAUAGCCCGAAAUGCUUGGCGAAGGACGAUUUGUACAGGUUUUCCCAAGCUUUGGCAGGAUACGGACUCUUCAAUAUGAACGUUGACACGUGGAAAAUUCAUCGUAAAUUGAUUAUGCCCAGCUUCAAUCAAAGGCUUCUCGAUCAAUUCGUCGAUGUCUUCGUCGAGCAGUCCAACAUUCUUACCAACAAAGUUCUCUCCAAAAAAGUGGGUAAAUUCUUCAACGUCGAGGAAUACAUAACAGCAGCUGCAUUGGAAAUGGUCACCCAAACUGCAAUGGGUAUAAAAACUAAUAAUCAAGAAAGCAAUUGCGAACUCGCCGAACAAUUGAACAGAGGUUUAGAUAUCAUGUUCAUGAGGAUGUUCAAUGUUCUUCUCCAUUCGGAUGUUUUGUUCAAUUUGACCAGUUGGGCCAAAGAAGAAAGAACUAUCAUAAAUUCCUUCCAAGGUUUCAUUAGAAUGGUUAUUACUGAUAAAAGAGCAGAUUUCAAAAAGAAGGAGCUAGAAAUGAAGGAGUGCGUCGAAGCGCAAAUUGAUGAAUUCAAAGAGCGUAAAGUAUUCUUGGAUCAUCUCAUGGAAUUAUCUCAGAAUCAGCAGUUAACGGAUCAAGAAAUUAUUGAAGAAGUGCAAACAUUUAUGAUUGCUGGCUCAGACACUUCGGCUACAGUCGUUUCCUUCGUUUUAAUUUGUUUGGGAAUGUUUCCUGAAUACCAGCAAUUGGUUUAUGAAGAAAUCCUUGAAGUUGUUGGAUUAGAUCGAGAUAUUGAGUGCACGGAUAUAGCGAAAUUGAAGUACUUGGAGAAAUUUAUAAAGGAAACGAUGCGGUUGUUCCCAAUUGGACCAAACAUCGUUCGAAAAGUAACCGAAGACCUUGAACUUGAUGGUCAUAUUUUACCAAAAGACAGUGGAUUGGUUCUGGCUAUUUUCAGCAUCCACAGGAACGAGAAAUACUAUCCCAAUCCCAUGAAAUUCGACCCAGAGAGGUUUUCCCCGGAAGAAACCGCUAAAAGACAUCCGUACGCUUAUCUUCCAUUUUCCGCUGGACCAAGAAACUGCGUUGGUAUCAAAUUUGGUAUGUCCGUUGUGAAGACAAUAGUUGCUACGGUGACCAGAAAAUACUUCAUAGAAACGACCUUCAAGACCAUCGAAGACGUGCGAGUUAAGCAAUCUCUGAUCAUCAAGAGUUGCCUAGGUUUUCCAAUCAAAGUGACGGAACGUGUCGGUUCUUAA
This is a messenger RNA of Nicrophorus vespilloides, 2865 nucleotides long. Its product is annotated as cytochrome P450 4C1-like. Gene Ontology annotation, molecular function: monooxygenase activity; iron ion binding; heme binding. Lineage: Eukaryota; Metazoa; Arthropoda; Insecta; Coleoptera; Silphidae. Bases 1 to 2865 code for a protein of 954 amino acids. The record is from RefSeq and is a predicted model, not a curated record. The transcript is spliced from 19 exons.